AGGCAGAGUUGUCCCUGUGGCCGCCAUUAAAGAAAGGAAUCCAUGAAUUCAAAUGGAAACCAACAGGAACCGAGGCAGAAAUUAUGACCGAAAUUAUUGCCUAAAUAAAGACCGAUGUCACAUUUCAAGAGUUUUUUCCGGGAUGUAUUUGUUUUUUAGACUCAUUUUUGCGAUGGAGGAGUAAGACAGGACGUCUUUAUUUUUUUAAGCAGAGACCGUUUUAGGGCUAAGGGGGAGGGGGGCGGGGGGGAAGUUGCUUCUUUGCUCUCCUUUUCUUUUUGUUUUAUGAACAUUUUCCGCUGCCUUUAAUUAGCUUUUACUGUGUGCUUUUGAGAUGUCGCCGUGAAGCCCACACAGUCUCUUUUACGCGCUUUUAGCUCAGGCGGCGGGGGGGGAACUGCAAUCGGAAAGGUUGUUGAAUUAACUAUCCUCCAGCCAAAUGUUCCAAAAAAUAUUUCUCGUUGAUUUCGACUGAACAUCUCCGAAGACACAACAUUCGCCGAUUUGUUCUCUAUUUCCUGGGAAGUGAAAUGAUGGAGAGUUGGAUCUCGCACUGAAGAAGGAUGAGUUCUUGUUAUGUACCAAACGGGGCCAGCUUGGAGGAUUGCCAUUCCAAUCUAUUCUGUCUGGCUGACUUAACAGGGAUCAAAUGGAAGAGGUUUGUGUGGCAGGGUCCCACCUCUGCGCCCAUCCUCUUCCCAGUGACCGAGGAGGACCCCAUCCUAUGCAGCUUCAGCCGUUGCCUGAAGGCCGACGUGCUAAGCGUAUGGCGGCGCAGUCAGCGGCCGGGGCGGAGGGAGCUUUGGCUGUUCUGGUGGGGGGACGACCCCAACUUCGCCGACCUCAUCCACCACGAGCUUGCAGCCGAGGACGACGGGCUGUGGGAGAACGGACUUUCCUACGAGUGUCGCACACUGCUGUUCAAAGCCAUCCACAACCUGCUGGAGCGCUGCCUCAUGAAUCGCAGCUUCGUUCGCAUCGGCAAGUGGUUCGUCAAGCCGUACGAGAAGGAUGAGAAGCCCAUCAACAAAAGUGAGCACUUAUCGUGUGCCUUCACAUUCUUCUUGCACGGGGAGAGCAACGUGUGCACGAGUGUGGAGAUCAACCAGCACCAGCCCGUGUACCAUCUGACCGAGGAGCACCUCACUCUGGCCCAGCAAUCAUCCAGUCCCUUCCAAGUGAUCCUGAGUCCUUUUGGCCUGAACGGGACACUGACUGGCCAGUCGUUCAAGAUGUCAGACCCGCCCACCAAGAAGCUGAUUGAGGAGUGGAACCAGUUCUAUCCCAUCAGCCCGAGCGCCAAAGAUGGUGUGUCGGAAGACAAAGCAGAGGACAUGGAUUGGGAGGAUGACUGUCUGGCCUCUGUGGAGGUCCUCGUAGGUGGUGUGCGGAUGCUGUACCCAGCCUGCCUUGUGCUGGUGCCCCAGUCAGACAUCCCUGUUGUGGCCCCUGUGGGGUCCUCCCACUGCACUGCCGUAUACUCGGGUGGCCACCAAGUGCCUGCUUCCCAGCGAGAGCCCGCCAUGUCUUUGGUGACCCUCACCCCUCCCACAUCGCCUGAGGAGGCACAUACAGUGGACUCUCACUUGGCCCAGAAGUGGGUUAAGAUGCCUUCAUCGUCUGAUGCGUUCACUGUGGAUACAACAAGUCACCAUGGGGGCAAGAUUCCACGGCGGCAAGCCAGUCAGGUGGUGGAGCGCGUCUGGCAAGAGUGCAAUAUCGACCGAGCCCAAAACAAGCGAAAGUUCUCGGCCGCAACCAACGGUACCUGCGAGGAAGAGCGGGCUGAGAAAGCGGGAGCCUGGGACUUUGUGAAGCAUUCACAGAGGUCAUACUGCAACUGUUCCAGAUACAAAUCAGUGAAGCAGAGAACAGCGAGCACCCCAGGCCAAACUCCGUCAGUGGGACAGACCUGCCAGACGCCCACCAAGCACAAAGCAGGGGGAGAGAAGCCAGAGAAAGGUGACAAGCUGCAGAAAAGACCGCAGACACCUUUCCAUCAUCGCAGCCUGACCAGUGAUGACGUGUCAAUGGAGGCCGAGGCAUCAGCUGGCCAAAGGUUAGCCAUGACGGGCCAGGACGGAGGAAGAUUCCCCAGUAUACGCUCCACGGAUGUGUCCAGCAUCCAAAAAGCCUCCCAGCUCCACAGUGGGGGCAUCAGCGCUGGGCCGUCGGAACAGGCCAAUUCUCCCCAGCCCCCGCCACUUAGCCCCCACCCCUGCGAGCGUGGCGAGGAGUCGGUGGAGGGCAUGAAGAACCCUUCAACCCCAAACAGCCAACACUUUUACCAGCUGCCCCCGGAGCCCUGCCUGGUCGGGGUGAAGGGGGGCAGCGAGGGACACGGAGGGCCAGAGGGCCUGAAUCAGCACUUCCACUCCCAUCACCCCCACUCCCACCCUGGGGCUUCAACUUACUCCGACCCCCCGGAGCCCACUGUGUAUGUGAGCGCAGCGGUCAACUUGGAGGAGGACGGCACCCACUCACCAUGGCGGUUAUUCAACCUACCGCGCAGGAAAGAAGCCGAGCUGCCCACGCCAUUGCUGCCAUGGGACAAGCUAAGGGACGAGCCCUUGUCAUCACAGGACAACCUGGUGUCAGUCACAGAGGUGAUGUCCACGUCUAAAUGGCCCCUUAAGGUGUCUGAAGAACGUGUCCAGAUGUAUCGAGCCAGGAGGAACCAGUUCCUAUCCGCUGCCAUAACAGACGGGGAUCAUGAGCCAGAGGUGGACCCCUACGCCUUCGAGGAAGGAGAUGUCAAGUUCACAUUCUCCAACAAGAAGGAUAAGGCGGGCGGGGAGCGGGAGCCCGGCAAGAAACACAAGGGCGAAGAUGGAGGAGCUGGUACAUCAGAUGAUGCUCAGCGGGCGGCCGCUCACAACCGCAUGGCUUCCACCAGCCUGAUCCACGAGACAGACCUGGUGGUGUCCAUCAACGACCUGGACAACCUCUUCAAUUCGGACGAGGAUGAAUCGGCGCCUGGUUCCCGGCGACCGGUGAAUGGAACGGAUGAGAGAUUUGCCGGCAAGGAACCGAAGCCAUCUACUUUGGACCCUGUAUCCUGCAUCAGCUCAGCAGAUCUGCACCAGAUGUUUCCCACGCCUCCCUCCCUAGAACAGCACAUCAUGGGGUACUCACCCAUGAACAUGUUUAGCAAGGAAUACAGCAUGGAGGCCAACACGGGCAUGACAAUGCUAGACGGCACCUCAUCUCUGGGAGGCCACUUCAAGAUUGAGGUGGAGGAGAGCUUCUGCAGUCCCAAGCCAUGUGAGAUCAAGGACUAUUCAUUUGUAUACAAGCCGGAGCUGUGCCAGCCAUUCGUAGGCUGCUCCAUGUUUGCCCCACUGAAGGCGCUACCCAGCCAGUGUCUCCCGCCGGUCAAAAUACCAGAGGAUUGCAUUUACCGACCAAGCUGGACCAUGGGCAGGGAGAUGCUCAACCCCGUGCCGGUCAUGACCUUCCUCAACAAGGACUGUAACAUCCCCAGUGUGGGCAGCACCAUGGACCAGGACUACAACCAGACCUACACCCCUCAGACCCACACGCCUUUCAUAUCCAACAGUGCUCCUCCAAGUAACAGUGGCGCUGGCAUCCUGCCUUCACCUGCAACCCCACGUUUCUCUGCCCCCACCCCACGCACGCCACGCACCCCACGCACGCCCCGGGGCCCCUCCAGCGUCCAGGGCUCGCUCAAAUAUGAGAACUCCGACCUGUACUCGCCAGCGUCCACCCCCUCCACGUGCCGACCGCUGAACUCGGUAGAGCCGGCCACCGUGCCCUCCAUCCCCGAGGCCCAUAGCCUCUACGUCACCCUCAUCCUCUCCGAGUCGGUCAUGAACCUCUUCAAGGACUGCAACUUCGACAGCUGCUGCAUCUGCGUGUGCAACAUGAACAUAAAAGGAGCCGAUGUGGGCGUGUACUUGAGUGACCCCGUCGGCGAGGCUCAGGACCCCUGCAGCUGCGGCUUCAGCGCCAUGGUCAAUCGGCGUUACGGCAACGGCUCGGGCCUCUUCCUGGAGGAUGAGCUGGAUAUCAUCGGCCGCGGCUCUGACGUCAGCAGAGAGGCAGAGAAGCGCUUUGAGGCCCUGCGGCUCUCCUCGCUGGAAAGAACUGGAGUAGGGAGGGGUGACCGUGUCCCAGAUGAGGUUAUUCUCCUCCUACAGGACCAGUGCACCAACCCCUUUUCACCCAUUUCAAUCUUGGAGCAUGACAUAGUGUCACGGGGGCCAAGUGGGGCCCCUGUGCCGCCCUGUGUGAGGGUGGAGGAGAGGGACUACCACAGCGACUGUUACAUGGCCCUGGAGCACGGCAGGCAGUUCAUGGACAACAUGUCGGGCGGCAAGGUGGACGAGUCGCUGGUCAAGAGCACCUGCCUGCACCACUGGGGCAAGCAAAACGCGGUGGACGUGACUGCGCUGUGCUCUCAGGAUGUACUGCGGGUGCUGAUGUCCCUCCAGCCCAUACUCCAGGAUGCAAUCCAGAAGAAGAGGACAGUAAGGUCGUGGGGCGUUCAGGGUCCCCUAACCUGGCAGCAGUUCCACAAGAUGGCUGGACGGGGCUCUUACGGCACAGACGAGUCCCCAGAGCCGCUGCCCAUCCCUACCUUCCUGGUGGGUUAUGAGUAUGACUUUGUGGUGCUGUCGCCGUUUGGUCUUCCCUACUGGGAGAAGCUGUUGCUGGAUCCCUUCGGCUCCCAGCGGGACAUCGGGUACCUGGUUGUUUGUCCUGACAACGAGGCCUUGCUCAGCGGCGCAAAGGGCUUCUUCCGAGACCUCACCGCCGUUUACGAGUCAUGUCGACUGGGCCAGCACCGACCCAUUUCCAAAGGCUACCCCGACGGCAUUGUCCUCGUCGGCGGCAAUGGGGCCAACAACCUGGUGGAUCAGCCAGUCAGCGACUGGUUCCUCAAGGCUGCUAGUAGCAACAGCGAGGCCUUCACUAAGCUCAAACUCUAUGCACAAGUGUGCCGACACAACCUCGCCCCAUACCUCGCAUCACAGCCUUUGGACAGCUCCCUCCUCACACAGCCCAGUCUCCCACCAUCGUCCAGCCAGUCACCAUCCACACAACUGUCUAGCUCCACCUCCAGCUCUGUCGGCCAGCAAGGCUCGGUGAACGCUGCAGGCUCCUCUGUUCACAACAGCAACAACAACACCACCAGCAGCAACAACACUGGGUCCGGGAAUGGAACCGCGUCAUCAAACAGUCUGGUGACAUCCUUGGGCCAGCCUUGCAGCGGGACACCGUCUGCCAAACCCAGCUCUUUUCCCCCCUUUGGGAGCACCCAGAGCCAAGGAGGUGGCCCACAGAGUGGACAGCUUGGGCAGCAGGCUGGCACCCUGAAUACUGGCACCUCAGGGGAGAACUCCAGCAGCCAGUCCCAGGGGCCCACUGAGCCUCCGGAAAGUACUUUGGAACGAGAUAAGAUAGGCAUGCCCACGGAUGGGGAGUCCCACGCCAUCACGUAUCCUCCCGCCAUAGUUGUUUACAUUGUGGACCCCUUCAGCUACGACGAGGCCGACGGGGGCCCAGGGCCAGUGCCGGCCCACUCCAGUGUGUGGACGCUGGGGUUGCUACGCUGCUACCUUGAGAUGCUUCAAUUCCUGCCCCCACACAUCCGCAAUUCUAUUUCUGUACAGAUUGUCCCGUGCCAGUACCUGCUUCAGCCGGUACGAGGGGAAGACCGUCAUAUCUACGCCCAGCACCUCAAGUCUCUCGCCUUCUCUGUCUUCGCUCAGUGCAGACGGCCGCUGCCCACCUCCACCAACGUCAAGUCACUGACGGGCUUCGGCCCCGGCCUGGCCAUCGACACGGCACUGAAGAGCCCGGAGCGGCCGGAAUGUCUGCGUCUGUAUACACCCCCGUUCAUUCUCGCACCAGUAAAGGACAAGCAGACGGAGCUCGGGGAGACAUUUGGGGAGGCGUCGCAGAAAUACAACGUGCUGUUUGUUGGAUACUGUUUGUCUCACGACCAACGCUGGAUCCUGGCUACAUGCACUGACCUGUAUGGGGAACUCCUGGAGACUUGCAUCAUCAACAUCGAUGUUCCCAACAGGGCGCGCAGGAAAAAGGGCUCUGUUCGGCGGCUUGGCCUGCAGAAGCUGUGGGAUUGGUGCUUGGGGCUGGUACAGAUGACGUCAGUGCCCUGGAGGGUGGUGAUUGGCCGACUGGGCAGAAUAGGACACGGAGAGUUAAAAGACUGGAGUAUUCUGCUGAGCAGGAGGAACCUCCAGUCACUGAGUCGCCGGCUGAAGGAAAUGUGUCGAAUGUGUGGCAUCUCCGCCUCAGAUACUCCCAGCAUCCUUAGCGUUUGCUUGGUUGCCAUGGAGCCCCAGGGAUCAUUUAUCAUCAUGCCAGACUCUGUGUCGACAGGCUCUGUGUUUGGCCGCAGCACCACCUUGAACAUGCAGACGUCCCAGCUGAACACCCCACAGGACACCUCCUGCACCCACAUCUUGGUCUUCCCCACGUCCGCCUUUGUCCAAGUGGCUAGCUCCAAUUACACCAACAUCGACCCAAACAUCGACAUUCUAAAUGGCACCAGCGACGGGAUUUUUGACCUGCUGGACCAGGAGAACGAGUUGGUGGACCCAGACAUAAUCAACAUCUCCCCCAACACUUCACCAGUACACUCCCCUGGCUCUCAUUACCACCACGGCGGUGAUGGCAGUAAGGGCCAGAGUACUGACCGUAUGGAGUCUCAUGAAGAGGUCCCGAACCUCCUGCAGCAGCCCUUAGCACUCGGCUACUUUGUCUCCACGGCGAAAGCCGGCCCACUACCUGACUGGUUCUGGUCAGCCUGUCCGCAGGCACAGAACCAGUGUCCACUCUUCCUCAAGGCCUCUUUGCACCUCCAUGUGUCUUCAGUGCAAUCAGAUGAACUACUGCACAGCAAACACUCCCAUCCCCUCGACUCCAAUCAGACCUCAGAUGUACUCAGAUAUGUGCUGGAGCAGUACAACGCCCUCUCCUGGCUGACGUGUGACCCGGCUACACAGGACCGACGAUCAUGUCUACCCAUUCACUUUGUGGUGCUCAACCAGAUGUACAACUUCAUCAUGAACAUGUUGUAGCUAACAGCCUGUUACUGGUGGGGAUGAAGCAUUUCAAAGAGGAGGAAAGCAAAGACUCCAGAGGGGGGUUUCAUCAAGACUGAAGAAAAACGGCAAGAACCGUACGGGCGUACGGAGCUUGGCCAUGCACCAAGACGGGAUCAGACGGCCGGUACUGGUUGAGACAGUCCAGUCCGUGUGAAUCAAAGACAUGCACUUAGAGACAAGGGAAUAAAGAUGCAAAUGAAUGAACGUGAGAGAAUGACAGAUUGGUUGUCAUGGUAUGUAGCAUGGCAGCACAUUCAAUGGCCAGUGUGUAUUGGAGAGACAAGUUUAUUUGUAAAGUUAUUGAAAGAAAAGGGACAUAUUUGAUCGUGGAAAAAAUGGAUCUUUGGUUUUAAGACCCCAAAUUCCUUUUUAUUCCUUUGGAUGAAAUAGUAUCCAACUAAAAUGCCUGCAUCUAUCUUAUUUAUUGUAAGUUUUUAAAUGUAUAAUUUGUCUUAUUUCUUAACCUCUUUUAUAUAUAAAAAAUGGAGAAGGUUUAUAUCACCUUCCUGCUUUAAAGCAAUUUGUCUAAGAUAUAUAUAAUCGUCUUAAUUAAAAAAAACAACCAGGAAAAAAAAUCCCAUAAAAAUUAUAAAGUACCCGUAGGUUGCUUUUAGAGUAUUAUUUUUUGUAAUGGAGACAGAAUAUUUGUAUUGUCACAAUGUACAGAAGAAUGAGAGUGGAGAAUUAUGUUCCAUGCCUUUGAGCUUGGACAACUUACAGCAAAGCUGUAGCUACAGAGGAUUUGUACAGCAAUGAACUUCACUGUGUUCAAAUAAAGAGGUACAUUGUUGUAUAUAGUAUUUUAUACCACACAUUUAGACACAAAAACCAAACGGCAAUAUAUAUUAUAAAUAUUAUAUAUGGAUGCCAUGCCAGCAGUUGGUGGUGUGGCUUCUGUUUUAGGAAUAAAGUGCGUCAACUUAU
Molecule: messenger RNA, 8021 nt
Organism: Gasterosteus aculeatus aculeatus (three-spined stickleback)
Lineage: Eukaryota; Metazoa; Chordata; Actinopteri; Perciformes; Gasterosteidae
Gene: med13a
Product: mediator complex subunit 13a
Biological process (GO): positive regulation of transcription by RNA polymerase II
Cellular component (GO): mediator complex
Molecular function (GO): transcription coactivator activity
Source: RefSeq, a predicted model, not a curated record